Corapipo altera (White-ruffed manakin) is the source of this 733-nucleotide messenger RNA. RefSeq names its product importin subunit beta-1-like. Gene Ontology annotation, molecular function: nuclear import signal receptor activity; small GTPase binding. Lineage: Eukaryota; Metazoa; Chordata; Aves; Passeriformes; Pipridae. Gene Ontology annotation, biological process: protein import into nucleus. The record is from RefSeq and is a predicted model, not a curated record. Gene Ontology annotation, cellular component: cytoplasm; nucleus. The annotation marks the transcript as partial. The transcript has 5 exons.
CUCUGUGGGUCGGGGACUGACCCUGCUCUGUGUCCCCAGCCGACCUUCCUGGUGGAACUGUCCAGAGUGCUGGCAAAUCCCGGGAACAGCCAAGUGGCUCGAGUGGCAGCGGGGCUGCAGAUCAAGAAUUCCCUGACUUCCAAGGAUCCCGACAUCAAGGCCCAGUACCAGCAGAGAUGGCUGGCCAUCGACGCCAACGCCCGCAGGGAGGUCAAGAACUACGUGCUCCAGACCCUGGGAACGGAGACCUACCGGCCCAGCUCCGCUUCCCAGUGCGUGGCCGGGAUCGCCUGCGCCGAAAUUCCCAUGAACCAGUGGCCAGAGCUCAUCCCCCAGCUGGUGGCCAACGUCACCAACCAGCACAGCACCGAGCACAUGAAAGAGUCCACGCUGGAGGCCAUCGGCUACAUCUGCCAGGACAUCGAUCCAGAGCAGCUCCAGGACAAAUCCAACGAGAUCCUGACAGCCAUCAUCCAGGGAAUGAGGAAGGAAGAGCCCAGCAACAACGUCAAGCUGGCGGCCACGAACGCACUCCUGAACUCUUUGGAAUUCACCAAAGCAAACUUUGACAAAGAGUCUGAAAGGCACUUUAUUAUGCAAGUAGUCUGUGAAGCAACACAGUGUCCAGAUACAAGGGUACGAGUGGCUGCCUUACAGAACCUGGUGAAGAUAAUGUCCCUUUAUUAUCAGUAUAUGGAGACUUACAUGGGGCCUGCUCUGUUUGCUGUGAGUA